This is a messenger RNA of Mercurialis annua (annual mercury), 957 nucleotides long. RefSeq names its product transcription factor bHLH112-like. The record is from RefSeq and is a predicted model, not a curated record. Gene Ontology annotation, molecular function: RNA polymerase II cis-regulatory region sequence-specific DNA binding; protein dimerization activity; DNA-binding transcription factor activity, RNA polymerase II-specific. Gene Ontology annotation, biological process: regulation of transcription by RNA polymerase II. The transcript has 10 exons. NCBI's taxonomy places the organism in Eukaryota, Viridiplantae, Streptophyta, Magnoliopsida, Malpighiales, Euphorbiaceae. Gene Ontology annotation, cellular component: nucleus. The coding region runs from base 119 to 883 and encodes 254 amino acids.
UCUCCCCUUUCAUCUCUUCUUACUCACAUAUAUAUAUAUAUAUUUAAGACUUCUAAGUUUAAGGAGAAAUUCAUCAAAAAAAAAAGUUUAAGGAGAAGACUUGAGAUAGAAGGAUCAAAUGAGGAAUGCUGUUCUUCCUACUAUUUCUUCAGAUAUCUACAAUUUUGGGAGUAAUGAAGUUCAGAUGUCAAAUUCAGGCAUCUCAAUGGACAGCAAAUUAAAUAUAUAUGGUUCUAGCUUUUCUUUGGAAUCUGAAGCUUUCAGUGAUUUUACAAUUCCUUAUCAUGAUCAACACUACCAAUCAGGUAUUUAUCAUCUUACAUCACUAAACAGAGACAACAAUGCACAACAGCCAAUUAUUUCACAGGAUUUUGACUUUCAGUCAACAUCAACAAGGAAAAGAUCAUUUGAUGCUAUUAGUCCAUUUAGUCAAGGGGGUAUAAAUGAUCAAAUAAAAAGUAAAGGAAGCUUUAGUGAAUGGGAGAAAUAUAAAAGGAGGAAAUCAACUUCAUCUCAAGAACAAUGGCAUCACAAAGUUAAAGAAUCAAUCAAGAACAAAAUUCCUGUAAGAAAAAGCCAAAAGCUAAGUGAUAAAAUCACUUCUCUACAAAAAUUAGUCUCCCCAUAUGGAAAGACAGAUACUGCUUCUGUUCUUCAAGAGGCUUCUCUAUAUAUUAAGCUACUUCAACAACAAAUUCAGAAUUUGUUUCAGAUGCUGAGUACCACAUGCCCUUCACAGAAUAUUGAUGGCAGAUUGUUAGACCUACAAAGUAGAGGGAUCUGCUUGUUUCCAGUAUCAGUUAUGCAAAGAUUGUCUCAACCACACUACGCUUCCACUUCUAAUGCUAAUUCAUUUGAUUCUAUAGUAUCCAAAAAGUUUUAGUAUAGCAAUUAGCUAAUUACUCUAUAUUAAGUAAUUACCCAUUUUUCUAUGAAAAUUGAAACCACUUGAAACAA